AUGUAUCGAAAUUUAUUUGUUGGAAGGAAUACAGUACCUGCACCUGCUCCUUUUCAGCAGCAGCAACAGCAACAGCAACAACAACAGCAGCUGCAACAGCAACAAUCACCACAUGAACAGUUUCAUCAUUUAUAUCAGCAACAACAUCAAUACUAUCAACAACAGCAACAACAGCAGCAACAUCAACAACAACAACAACAACAACAACAACAACAACAACAAUCACCUCCCCCACCUACUACAUACCAACAACAACAACAACAACAACAACAACCAAAUGUAAACAACAGAGGUCAUAAUACAUUAGACUCUAACAUUUAUUGCAAGAAUAAUCCACCACAAAAAGAUGAUAAUAUUUAUAGAAAGGCAGAACAAUUGGGCCAUGGUAGCUUUGGUGCAGUCUAUGCAGUCAAUGACCAAAAAGGAAACAAAUAUGCUGCAAAGAUAUUGAAUCUUUCAUCAUACACUAAAUAUUCUGGUGCCACAAAGUACAUCACUGGAGAAUUUGAGAUAUUGGUACGUCUGCAACAGUAUCAACAUCCAUACAUUGUAAACCUACACGAAGUACUCGAUAUCUAUGCCUACAUAUUUGAGUAUUGUAAUCGUGGUACACUAGAACAGUAUCUUGGUCACAAUCCAUUCCUAAGUGAAGGUGUAUUAAAGGUUAUCUUUUCUCAGAUGGUGAGUGCCAUUCAAUUCCUACACAAGUUUCCAAUUGUUCAUCGUGACAUUAAACUUUCAAAUGUUUUGGUUCAUGAAAGAAAUGGUAAAAUUGUUUUUAAAUUAUCUGAUUUUGGAUUCAGUAAAUUAUUAACAAUGCAAGAGAAUGCAAUGUCAAGAGUUGGUACUCAACUUUAUAUGGCUCCAGAAAUAACCAAGGGUAGAUACGAUGAAAGUGUAGAUAUCUAUUCUCUCGGUGUAUUAUUCUAUAUGCUCGCUAAAAAGAGAUCUGAAAACAUUGAUCAACAAAUUCAAGCUUCUCAAGUUGAUGCAUUAGAAUUUGUUUCAAAUGAUUUUAAAACAUUGAUCAAGAGUAUGAUUGAAAAAGAUCACACAAAGCGUAUCAGUCUACAAGAUAUUAUCAAUGGUGAUUGGUUAAUGAGCAGAAUCGUUCCAUUAGACUUUUUCUCAUCAAAUCAAGAACAAAAGUUUAAAUCUCAUUCAAUUCUUAUCAGAGAUUUAUAUACAUUAUGUCACGAAAGAUAUGAUAGUUUUGAACAAAAGUAUGGUUAUUCAUUAAAGGGUAAAAUACUAUUUGUAACCUAUAUGGAUUCCUCUGAUCUUCAUCCAUUCCCAAGAGGUCUCGUUGAUAAACAUAUUAGAUCAAUCUAUACUAUUGAAAAGGUUUAUUGUUUCGAUAUCAAUAAUAUUUCUACUCUUCAAUUGCCACCAUACCGAUCUUUGACUAAAUUCUCUACAAAAGAUGUCAUGGAAUUAAAAGAUUAUGGUGAUUUACAAGGAAUAUCUGAUCAAAUCAAAGAAGAACAUAACAAAAUCCAAGAUAUUAGUAAUAUUAUUGAAACUGUUAAAAGUAUUUUAUUUAGAGCAGAUGAAUAUUCUUUGGUAUAUAGUUCACUUAAAUCCUAUUACCAAUCUAGAAUUGAAAGUAACGAAGUUAAAUCUACCAUUGCAAAGUUAAAGAAUUAUUCAGAAAAGUAUAAACCAAAUUCAAAGUUGUAUGACCAAAUCAAGGAGCUUAAAAUGGUUUCAAUUGAAUCUGGUGAAGAUAGUAAAGAACUAUUCAUUGAUCAUCUUCCCCCUUUUAUCAAAGGUUUCUUAAACAAUGAUAUGAACUCUCUCUAUAAUGAAUUCAAGAAUAGUGAAACUGUAUUACAAGGUUCCAAGAAAUAUUUUGAAGAUUUUAGAAAAUUGUUAUCACAUUCUUUUGAAGAUUUAAAGAGAAUCCAAGAAAACCAUGACAAUGUCAAGUUAAUGUUGGAAACCAAUUUGAAAACCAUUGAUCCAACCUCUUCUUUUUGUCUUAUUUUCAACAGUGAACAAUUGUUUAAAGAAUCCAACCAAUCAUUUAAUGCAACCUGUAAAUUAUAUGAAAAACUUGGACAUGCACUCAAUGGUGAUCUCAAACAGAUAGAUGGUCAUUUGUCACAUAUUCUAAGACUAUUGUCAUCGUUGGACAGCAUGGUCAAGAUUCCUUCCCAAAUGUUUGAAUCUGUCGAUUUGAUGGACGAGAUUGCCAAGAUCCCAGAGUACCACCAAGCCUAUCAAAAUGAAGUAAAAAGAAGAUGUCAGUUUAGUCAAUCAUUUGGUCAACAUCGUGAAAAGGUUGCCCUAGAGUUUCACUCUCUCCUCAAGGGCGAACUUGAACAACAAACUAGCUUUGAUUCAAUCAAACGUCCACAGUAUUUUGUACAGAGAUUUGCAGAAUUCUCUUUUGACAAUCCCCUCGCUCGAUUCUUGCCUCAAGGUGAUGAACUCAAUGUCACCGAGCUCAUCAUUCGCGAAGGAUUUGUCAACAUUAUCGAGAAUGAUAUUGUCUCUCAACUAUCAACAGAUAAAAUGGAUCUCAUUCGUCGCAAUGAUACUCUUUACAAUGAAAAUCAAUCUCUCAAAUCAAGUUUGAUACAACAACAACAACAACAACAACAACAACACAAAGAUAGUGGAACUGUAAUUCAUAACAACACAGGUGCUGCUGUAGAUGUUGCCACCUCCACCAACUCUACCGGAACAGGAAUAUUCCUUGGCCAAAAACAAGAAUCUUCUUCUUCUUCUUCUUCUUUAGAGAUUCAAAAUCUUAGACAAGAGAUUGAAAAGUUGAACCAAGAGAAAAAGCAGCUUGGUGAUCGUCUGACUAAAAAGAAGACCAAAUCAUCUGCACUUAAAAGUUAUACGACAGAAUUAAACAAGUACGUUGACCAACUUGAAGUCAGUGGCAAAGAAAAAGAUGAAAAGGUUUUAAAAUUGGAAGAGCAAUGGGAUCACGAGAAAAAAGAGAGAGAGGUUAACUUUAACAGCCAAAGUAGUUUCAAGACUGCUGAAAUUAGUGAACUAGUUUUGAAACUUGAAAUGAUGAACAGAAGAGUUCAAGAUCGUGAACAAAGUAUCGUUGAACAUCAAGACACUAUGCAAAAACAAAAGCACGAAAUUCAAAGUCUUGAAGCAAUGUUACAUAUGUUGACAGCAGAACAACACCUACUUCAACAACAAUUACAAAGACAACAAAAUAAUUAA
Messenger RNA from Cavenderia fasciculata, 3192 nucleotides. RefSeq lists its product as uncharacterized. Gene Ontology annotation, biological process: protein phosphorylation. Gene Ontology annotation, molecular function: protein kinase activity; ATP binding. Lineage: Eukaryota; Evosea; Eumycetozoa; Acytosteliales; Cavenderiaceae. The record is from RefSeq and is a predicted model, not a curated record. The transcript is spliced from 8 exons. Bases 1 to 3192 code for a protein of 1063 amino acids.